CUCUAUUGCAUCUCUUUGUUUAGCCCACUAUUGAACUCUCAGCGUUUAUUAUCCCUAUUUCUUUUUCUAGAUCUUUGGCAUUUUCUGGGCAAUUUCUUUCUUUGUUCAAUAUGUUGACAUGCGUGUUUUCUGUUUUCCUGAUUUGGGUGAUGGUUUUCUGUAUUUGCAGGAUGCUAUUGAUUUACUAUGUGUGUGCGUGCUUUUUUGUUUAGAUGGGUAUGCAUUUUGUAUGAGUAUUGAUAUAGAAAGAAUCGGCCUAGGUAUAAUAUCUUCCUCUGUUGGUUGCUGAGAGAAUGUGACUGAACUAAAUUUCGAAUUUUGAAUAUUAGAUUUCUCAUUGUCUGAAAACUUGACAAAAGAAAAAAAAUCUUUGACAAUAUGAACAAUGUUGAGAAUUUUUUGAAAAUCCAGGUUUUGAGUUGGUGUCAAACACAGGAGUUUGCUGAUUUGGAUAUUUGACCGAACAGGAUUUUUUUUAUAUUCUUUGGGAAUGGAAUAACUUAGUUGAAGUAUCCAAGAUCCAAUGGGAUUCCAUUAGUUUCCAAAUUUCUUGUUUUUACAUAUUUUGGAUAUUUGUUAGAAAUGAAUAUCUUUUUCCUCUUUAUCUAAAUUCUGCAGUCUGGGAUGGUGUAGACUGUAGUUAGACAUAAAUAAUUGGUUAAAUUUCAUAUCCUUUCAAGUUUGGAUGCUUCUUGUUGAUUUCAUGACACCAAGCAUUUUGUGUUACCAUAUCCUCUUUAGGGUUUCAGCCCAGUGCCCCUUCUAAGCAGUUCAUUUUUUUCAUUUCCCAUUGGUUUUCAUUUUGCUGAUUCUCUUGAAUCGUUUUGGAUAGUUGUGCUGUGAUUUUUUUGAUGCCAUUGGAUGCCUGUGUAGAUAACCAAUUUUCAGUACCUUGGCAACAAAUAGAAUGAAAGAUUUAACUUUAUUAACAUUCUGUUUCUGUCCUGCAUUUAUGUCUUACUAAACAAUGAGGAAAAAAAUUAGUUCCGAUAGUAUUGUUUAAUUUAAUUGGAAUAAAUUUUCUAAUUGGUGAGCUGCUAACAAAUGUUGGGAAGGAAAUGAAUUUCAAAGUUAUAUGUAUUAUUGUUUCAAUAUUGAGGCUCUUAUAAUUAUGUAAAGCUCCAUUAAGCUACUAUUUUAUGUGAUGGUCAAUGGAUUACUUUCAUGCUGCAUCAUAGCUUUUGUGUGAUCUUUUUCUAAUUGUUUUAUGAAUCUGUUUUUCUUCUUAGAGAGUGGCUCCAGCUGUCUUUUGCAUUCUUAAUAUGUUAGGUUUUCAUUUUGUAACGUUCAAAAAUGUAAUUCUUGAUGUUCUAAUCUUGUAUUCAAUUUUGGUGUUUUAUUGACCAAAGGACGAGGUGCAGAUCUUUGCUGCAUCUUAGUUUGCCCCAUUUCCUGUAUGUUUUCCUGUCUAAUAGGCAGUUUAUUGCAGGUCAGAUUUAUUUAUUUAUUGACACUUCAUUAUGGUAGCUUUUGUAGCUGAUUGCAUUUCUUGUCCCCUAAAGAGUUUAUGCGGGCUUGAAUAAACCUUUUUGUUUUUCCUUUUCAAAUUUCAGUGGGACACAGAAUCAUUUCAGUGUUAGUUCAUUGCUUGGUUUCUUUUGGGUUUGUUUAAGAAGCUUGAUGGGUUCCAGAUACCCAUCUCAUCAACUCAGCAAUGGCCUUUUUGUCUCGGGCAGGCCAGAGCAACCAAAAGAAAGAACUCCAACAAUGAGUUCAACAGCUAUGCCUUAUACUGGUGGUGAUAUUAAGAAAUCAGGAGAAUUAGGAAAAAUGUUUGAUAUUCCUAUGGAUGGUUCUAAAUCUAGGAAAUCUGGCCCAAUACCUAAUGCUCCUUCAAGAAGUGGAUCAUUUGCUGGGGCUUCUUCACAUUCAGGGUCACUGAUGACCAAUGCUGCUCCUCGUGCUGGGUAUACCAUGUCUGGUCCUUUAUCUUCUGGUGGCAUAUCUGGUUCAGCUUCAUUAAAGAAGUCAAGUUCUGGACCACUGAAUAAACAUGGGGAUCCUGUGAAGAAGUCCUCUGGUCCGCAAUCUGGUGGAGUAACACGACAAAAUUCUGGGCCUCUCCAACCAGUUCUACCUGCAACUGGUCUCAUAACAUCAGGCCCUUUAAAUUCUGCUGGGUUUCCUCGGAAAGUAUCAGGCCCUUUGGAAUUUAUGGGGUCUGGGAAAAUUAACAGCUUCUCCAUUUCUCACAACCCAGCAGUGACUGCUCUUAGUCAAGAUGAUGACUAUUCUUUCAUGAGGAGCUUUCCAAAGACGGUAUUAUGGUUGGUGAUUCUGAUAUUUGUGAUGGGAUUCCUUGCUGGUGGUUUUAUUCUUGGAGCAGUCAACAAUGCCAUUCUCCUUAUUGUUGUUGUGGUCCUUUUUGGAGCAGUUGCUGCAUUACUUGUUUGGAAUAUGUUUUGGGGGAGAAAGGCUAUCAUAGAAUUCAUUGCUUGUUAUCCUGAUGCUGAUCUUAGAACUGCAAAGAAUGGGCAAUAUGUGAAAGUCUCUGGGGUGGUUACCUGUGGUAAUGUACCUUUGGAAUCAUCAUUCCAAAGAGUUCCCAGAUGUGUCUAUACGUCGACAAGAUUAUUUGAGUAUCGUGGAUGGGGUUCAAAGCCAGCCAAUCCUAACCAUCAUCACUUUACAUGGGGUCUAAGAUCAUCAGAGAGGCACGUAGGUGACUUCUACAUCUCUGAUUUCCAAUCAGGGCUGAGGGCAUUGGUUAAGACUGGCAGUGGUGCAAGGGUAACUCCAUUUGUUGAUGAUUCCUAUAUUAUUAAAAUAAACCCAGAGAAGCAAGAGUUGUCUCCAGAGUUUACCAGGUGGUUGGGGAGUAAAAAUCUUUCAGGUGAUGAUCGUAUAAUGCAAUUGAAAGAAGGGUACAUCAAAGAAGGCAGCACUGUAAGUGUGAUGGGAAUUGUUGAGCGAAAUGAAAAUGUACUGAUGAUUGUUCCACCACCUGAGUCAUUGGCAACAGGGUGGCAGUGGCCCAAAUGCAUAUUUCCAGCUAGCCUUGAUGGUAUUGUUUUGAGAUGUGAAGAUACAUCAAAUGUUGAUGUGAUCCCUGUGUAGUCAACACUACAGUAUGUGUUUCAUAUGUCUAAUAUAUUUUUCCUGCGGCGGUUAUUGUAGUGUUUAAGUGCUGAUGGUUCAAAACUGUUGCUUCAAAAUGAGAUGAGGUAUUAUAUAUAUAUAUAUAUUUUUUUUUCCUUGAAUUUAGUGUAUAGGUUUGUGAGAUUUCAUUUCCAAUUUAGAGAGGGACAACUUACACAAUGGGUGAGGUUGUGAAGGAGGGGAAUUUGUAGUGUUAUUGAGUUGCUCUAGAUUGUUUUGUCCCUUUUCAAUGUUUAUGAUUACAUUGAUUCCUGAUAUUAUUUUAAGCCACUCGAUUUUAUAA
Molecule: messenger RNA, 3382 nt
Organism: Hevea brasiliensis (rubber tree)
Lineage: Eukaryota; Viridiplantae; Streptophyta; Magnoliopsida; Malpighiales; Euphorbiaceae
Exons: 4
Coding region: 1621-3057 (478 amino acids)
Source: RefSeq, a predicted model, not a curated record